Molecule: messenger RNA, 7381 nt
Organism: Spirometra erinaceieuropaei
Lineage: Eukaryota; Metazoa; Platyhelminthes; Cestoda; Diphyllobothriidea; Diphyllobothriidae
Source: the annotation of a GenBank genome assembly
AUGCUUGAUAGCGCAUGUACUGGCAACCUACUCGCCGAAAAGAACAAGCUGCACAAGGCCCAGACCGACGGCCGCACCGCCACAGGCAAAGCGGCAUUCUUCAUGUGGCGCCGCCUGAUGCGGCAACGGCCACGGGAGAUGCAGAACGAUUGGAUGGCUCAGAAGGCCGAGGAAAUGCAGGGGUAUGUUGACCUCAACAAGACAAAGAAAUUAUUUACAUCAAUCAGGACGGCCUACGGCCCCAUAGCCAUAACUUCGUCGCUCAGUCCCGACGGAACAACAAUCCUGACGGCGAAAUCGUGGACUCUUAAGCGCCGGACCGAGCUCUUCAAGCGUAUCCUCAAUCGUCCAUGCGCGAUCUGCGACGCCGCCAUCGACCGGCUUCCCCAAGUGAAAGUCAAGAUCGACCUGGGUCUCGCGCCCUCCCUUUCAGAAACAAUCCCCGCUGUGCAACAACUCUCCGGCGAGAAAGCACCGGAAUCUGAAGUGAUCCUAACCGAUGUACUCACGCAAGGUUAUCCCGGCUGAUUGACAAAUUUACGACGAUUUUUCCGGAUAUGUGACAUUAAGGACAAAUUCCUCAGGGUCUCAAGGACACAACAAUCAUUCAUCUCUACAAACGGCCGGGGGGAAAGACAACACUGUUGCGAUUACUGACACGACCUUUUCCGCCCGCCAGCUGCAAGAAAAAUAUCGGGAAAUGUGGACCCACCUCUGCACAACCACCGGGAAUUUGACGAAAGCCUUCGACGCGAUGAGUCGCGAUGGACCUUGGAAAAUCAUGCCGGAAUUCGAAUGUCCUGAGCGACUCACGCGCAUAGUGUGUCAGCUUCACAAGGGGAUUAUGGUGCGCGUCACGGACGAAGGGUCCGUCUGAGAAGCAUUCGCGGUGACCAAAGGAGUAAAGCAGGACUGCAUGCCCUCCCACACCCACUUCAGCCUCAUGUUCUCCGCCAUGAUGAUGCAUGUCUACCCUGAUGAGUGCCCCGGGAUUCGCAUCUCCUGCAGGACCAUCUUCCAGGGUCAUCUUCCCAAACUUCAGUGCAUGCUGACACCAACGGCCCUCUCCAUUGAAUAAGGAGACACGAUCGCUGGGACAAGAGCUUUAUUAGCCUGACGUUUCGGAUUCCUGCUCGAACCCAUCAUCAGAGACAACAGCAGAUACGGGUGGUUCAUGCACAAGGGGCUUCAGUAUUUAUAGGAUGCAGUCGCCAUGCUACCGCAUACCUAUGAAUGUUCACGGUUCCCCGUUAAUCAGGGAUCGUUGCACUUGAUGUGCUGACUGUUUGACGGCCGACUUUCGCGUCCUUAAUUGCUCCGAUUCCAUCACGCGUGUUGGAUGUUGGUGUGAUGAUUGCUCGACCAUCUGACGCACCGACACUGGCGUUGGGAACAGUGUUCACCUGUGCGCUUCCCGCAUGGCUAAUUACUCCGCCUAGGAGAAGUCUCAGCACUGAGUAUGGAAGGGGAAGGUCACUGCACUUGUUAAGGGACUGGGGCCAGUAAACCAUGAUUCAAGUAGCUCCCGGCUCACGCGGCUGUCACCUCUUGCGAGAAUUUCGGCCUCGUCCCCUUGGGCAUGAAGCAUCCGCAUUUGCUUUUGCUUCUGAUGAUGGGUUCGAGCAGGAAUCCGAAACGUCAGGCUAAUAAAGCUCUUGUCCCAGCGACCGUGUCUCCUUCCUCAAGACUGCUUCCUGCGACUCGUCUCUUCGCCUCUCUCCAUGACUACUAUCCACGAUAUGUACUUCACGUACGAUUGCAAGUUGAACACCGAGUCAGAAACAGACAUACAGCGGAGUCGGGGCGUCUUCAACUGCUGUACGUAGCAGAGAUCUGGACAGUUUACAAGAAACGAUCUCGGAAACAAAUCAUUCCGGUCCCGGUUGUUUUUGAAUAAUCUUAUGGCAGGAUCUCGGGCAUGUAAAUUUUGGAAUCGACGGGAAUCCGCGGCAUUAACACUAUCCUGAAUCAUCGACAAUUGCGACGAAUAGAUCAUAUCAUGAGGAUGAACGAUGAGCGAAUACCCAAACGAUUCUGCUGCUGAGACGCCUCUACGUCAACUCGCCGACAAGGUGGUCAAACACGCCUCUAGAAGGACACCUUGAGGAGUCCCUCGAAACGAUUACAAAUUAAUACGAAGACCUGGAAAACCCAGAAAAGGAUCGACCGGCCCGAAAUAGAGCAGUGAAGACUGGGGAGGCUACCAUGAAGCCAACCGUAUUGUUACUGCCAAAGCCAAAAGAGCAGCUCGAAAAUCUCGAGCGUGCCCGACUCCCGGACGCCAGCGUCCCAUUUUUCCCACCAUGGCCGCGUUGUCGGCGAGCAUUCAGCGGACGGAUCACCAAACGCUGCCACUUCUACUUAUCUCAAUACCAAUCGGUUGACCGGCUCAGACCGUUGACUGGUGCGAGUGGGGUCGACUCACAGCACAUAAUUCCUCACUAUAAACAACCUGGAACGCUUGAAUCUAUCACAGUGCGCUAAAAGCCGUGGCUUGGAAGAUGGAUGGAGAGUCAGGCUGCUAUGGCCUGUAUGGCAUUCUCACCCAGUAAGUUUCCGAGUCCCCCUCCCUUUUUCUCUAGUUUUGUAAAACUCUGGUCAGUUGUACGCGAUGGACGGGGGGGGGGAGGUGUUGUGGUACGCCUAGGUGCGGUUUUUCGCUGUGCCAGCCACCUGCACCCCCUGCCUCCGGUUUUCUCCAUUCUGUCAUAGAACAACUCCCAGGUGGGAGAAAGAGGGAGUGAGGUAGAUGCUGAGCAAGUCCAUUAUCACUACAAACAAAUUCACGCUCAAAAGUUACCAUCCCUGCUCCCACCAUGGUGUGAAGCAUACGGUGGACAUACUCGGAAACAAGUAUCGAAGUGUCAUAUGGCACGCCCGCGCGUGUCUGUCAUCUAAUCCACAUGACCAGACUCUGUCAGACAUCACGACUAUAGGAUAAGUAAGAUGUGUACCUUCGCAAAUGCCACGUGUUACCCGUCACGACGACUCUGGUGGACUGCAUCGCGUGAUCGCUGCAUGAGUGGUGUGACGCUUUUAAAGAAGAACCAAACGUCUGCCCUAGACAAAAAACCAUAUUCACAGAAAAGUCAUGUCAAGCGCAAAUCGCUAGGGUUAGCACUUAUCUACGGAUCAACGUUGACGGCACAGUUGUCAUAAAUGGCUUGCGUGGAGUUUUAACUGGUUAUUUGUAGUCGGGUCCGGCAGAGAUGGCCAGGCAGACGACAGUUCGGCCGUCGAUUCGACAAUGUCCACCGUAUGCUCCAAAGCAAGGUGAAGUAGGCACGGCGAUUGUGCGUGAAUUGGUUUGUGCGAGUUGACUUUCACAGCAAAUACCACACUCUCUCCUCCCCCACCUGGACCUGGUGUCAAGACAGAGUCCAUAAGACCGGAGGUGGGGGAGGGCGCAGGUGGAUGGCACGGCCGAGCCCGCAUCAGGGUGUUCCAUUCCACACCCCCUGGUCCAAACAGCAAAUGAUUAGGUUUUGACCAAUCGACAAUAAUGGGAAGGGGGACAGGCGGCAGGGAUCCCAGUGUGCGCAACGCUUGCCCCCAAGCGGGCCUACCACCGCACCCCGACAUUUUGGCAUUUGUUGUGGUGUGCAACUCCGAUAACUCCUGCCAGAAUGCGAUAUGGCCCCCGUAUUGGUCCAGCGCAUAUACCACGUGGCUCGUUUAGGGGACACGCCGGAGAGAAAUGUACAGUGACACGCCCGUGGUCUCCAACGGCACAAAGUGAUUAGAACUGCCGUUGUGGGUGAAGAGAUAAAAGCGUGGCAUGACUUGUCAAACCACGGAUAAACCCAUCCAUUUUUGCGAUAGUUCGACCGUCGCGAACGAUGCUGUCCACCGCGUGCCCCGCAUAACGGUCGACGACGGACGGGGACUUGUGAAUGAAUUAGUUUACAGUGAUAGUCGGGAGAAGGAGGGAGUGUGGUGGAUGCAGCGCAAGUCUGCUGUCACCAUGAACUAAUUCACGCACAGUUCACCAGCUCUGAGCCCACCCCUCUUGUGGAGCACAACUUAGACGUCGUCGGAAAGGAAGGUCGAACUGCCAAAGGGAUACCAGAACUGCGCAGCAUCUAUCGCACUCUCUCUUCCCUCACUCCCCCGGAACCGGCUGCAAGGCAGAGUCGGGACGGCUGGAUGUGGGCUGAGACAUACAAGGCUAUACCGCCCUCUGCUCGUGGCAAACUCGCGUGGUCUACACACGAUGGGCCGGGGUCUCAAGAGGGCGCCUUGGAUCUCACCCAAGUGGGAUCGCCAUGGAGUCUGCUUCCAGAAGGAACCGUUGAGCUCGGCUCUCAGAUUACUUACUGGCUCUUUUAGCUGACACCGUUUCGAGCCACACCUUUUUGCGUGCCAUGGUAGAUUUAAGCUCAUUAGAGUUAUUAUUAAUGUGAAGUGGGCUGAUGUGCCAGGGGAUAGAUUACCCAGUGUCGACCUCACUCGUCUCCUCCUCUCCCAUGCACCAGUGCACCGCCCGAGCUUAUCCACCCGCUGGCGUUCGGAUUUGUUAAACUGACUAGAUUCCUUUAUAUUUCCAUUGGCUUAAGAUUCAGGGUUAUUAAGAUGGUUUUUGUAAAAAUAACCUUUUUCAACUCCAGUAUUUUGGUUUGUUUUUGCUUGCUUCGCUCCGAAUUGAGAUCGGAGUCAAAGGUUACUAGUGGGGCUAUGUCUUUUUUCUGAACAAAACGUAGGAUUAAUUAGUGAUGCAGGGUUUUACCUAGUCCUUGCACUUGCAAUGAAAUAAGCAUCCUGAUAACUUCGGGGAUAUGUUUAUACCGAAUGUUAGGGCUAGAUGCCUGUUAAAAACACGAGUGAAGAUUAAGAAAAGGGCUCUGUUAUGUGGCCGAGGUCUAAAAUUAAGAUUUGGGCACUUGGAAGGGGUUGUGCAAAAUGAGUCUAGUAGUUUUUUAGAGGCAGAACACACAAAGGAUAAAAUUUGAAAUUUGGAAUCCCCUACUACUUUGCGUGUUAGUGAAUCCUUCACCGAAACCUGAGCAAGACAUAUCCCUUUACCACAUGUAAGCCUUAACGACUGAAAUGGCACCAAAGUUGACCUGAGAAUGAAAUAAUCAUGAAAAGAUUUACUUUCAAUAACAUUCGCUUUUAGUGGACGACCAGAGGUGGGUUUUCUUGUGUUUGCAUAGUUUGAUUUCGAGCUGAAAGUGCGAAACGCCGCCCAAGGAACUAGCUCGAUAAGGAGCAAAUUUCAGGAAAAAGGGGAUUUCCAAGGCAACGGAACUGUUUGUUUAUUUUUCAACGCUUUCGAAUUCGUGCAGGCGUCCAUCGUCAGGACAAACAGCAACAGAGCAGGUGGCGGUUAUACGGGGGGGGGAUUAGCCAAUCAACAGCUAAUGCCGCAGGCCUGCAUGAGAUUGCUCAGGGCUCUGUAUUCAAGCGCUAAAUCCAUACAUCGAUUAAAUGAAUUCUCAUCGAGGGACCAGGCUUAAAUCAACUCCCGGCUUGUCUUGUUUUCGGCAUGAGCAGUUAUCCUGGCGGCUGCGAAGUUGAACUCGUGACCUGUUUCGAAGGUGCUGACAGUAAUUAGUGUUAAUUAUUCAUCCUGCUCCACAGCCAGCUCAUGUUCACGAUUCGAACAUGCGCUCAGUCUGACCUCUGUAAUUACAAGCAAAAAUAACAAACGGUCCCGGUGGCUGAUCAUGAAAACGUCCAAUACGGCCAAAAUAACUAACACCGAAGAAGUGAUCGCCGCAUUCGUGGAUGGAAAGAAGGUAUCUAAUUUAAAAUAAGAGUCGGAAGGCAUCCUGAAAUACAAUCAGCUGUCCAGAAAUCUUAAAGUACUCUGAACAGAGCGAGGAGAAGUGUGUAAGAGUUCGCCAUAGAGGACCCCAUUGGGAGCUAACGUCACAGAUCAUCACUAAAGUUUUGGUUUUGUCUACAGUAUUUUAGCCCUAUUUUACAGGUUACUGUCCGGAUUCGGUGGAUGGAUUUGCUGCACUUAUAUGGGGGCUCAAGAAAGGGGUUCUAAUUAAUCUGAUUGCUGCAAGGACGAAGAUCAAAUCACCAGUUGGCUGAUGUCCGAAGUUAAACUAACAGCUAAUAUAGUCUGCAUCCUGCCUGACAAUCAGCCGGCCGCAAGUUAUAUAUGCUCUCCACCUACUUUGACUGUCUGAGUUGUUGCGUGCAUUUUUGAUUAUCUAGUAUCAAAAACGCAUGCCCUUCUGAUCUCACUCAAAUUCUCCACGUGUUCCAUCAGAAGCACCACUUUAUAUGCAUUAAAUCUUUCAAAUCUUGAACAGGCGUACGACGAGACUCAGGAUGCACUCAAAAUUGAACACUCCAUGAAGUUGUUUGAAUUCUGCCAACGAACUUUCUUCACUUUUGCGGGAGAGACCUAUGAGCAAAUAAAGGGAACUCCAUCGGGCUCACCGGUCUCCGGUUUAGUGGCAGAACUGGUCCUAUAGGAGUUAGAAAAUCUUGCCUUAAUCCAACACAAGCGGGUAUUUUGGCGCCGUUACGUAGACGACACGUUUGUCAUCGUAUAGGAGGACAUGCUGCAAAAUUUCCUCGACUUGUUCAAUGUAAUCUUCCCUGAUAUAAAAUUCACGAGGGAAGAAGAACAGGAACAGCAGUUGCCAUUCUUGGAUGUGCUUGUCGGACGAAACCUUAACGGUGAACUUGAAACGACAGUUUAUAGAAAGGCAACGAACACCACACAGUUUCUCAGUUUUCACAGCAACCAUCCGGUGGCAAGCGAAGCUUUGUGAAGACGCUCUUCAAACGGAUAUAAACUCAAUGCAGCAAACCGGCGGACAGAACACGUGAGGCCCGUUAUCUCCGCGACCAGUUUGUACGAAACGGCUAUCCGAGGGCAUUCAUAAAUCGUUGUCUUCGCGAUCGCCCCCAGGUGACUCAAACAUCAACGCCACCGACGAUAUGGCAUUUUCUGCCAUACAUCAAGGGUGUUUAAGAAGCGACCGAGCGCAUUGCUGCGGAGCUAGGUUUUGGAAUUGCACAUUGUCCAAAAGCCACCAUGCGCAAUAGGGUCAUGAAAAUUAAAGACCGGUUAACGUCUGAAGAGCAAUCUGGAGUAGUGUAUCGCAUCCCCUGUCAAAACUGUUCUUAUAACUACACAGGCCAGACUGGGCGCAUGCUCGGAUCGCACAUCCACGAACAUGAGCUGGCUGUGCGACGAGGCGGUGCAUUAUCACAAGUGGCCACUCACACCUACGAAAUGGGUCACGAGUUAAACUUCGCAGUCACCAAAAUAGUCGCCCACGCUGGAAACAAAACAGGCCGAGAAUUGGUUGAAGCCUGGGCCUCGGAUGAGACCUCGGCCGAUCGAUUUAUCUACCUGGCGCCGGCGUACAGAGCCCUGCGCAGCCAUUUCCAGUCUCGCGUCAUCGGUCGAUGA